GCCAUGGAAACAUAGCCUCGCGGCCUGGCCCUCAGAGAGAGGCUGCUGGGUGGUGGAAGCUGCAGUGGACAGCUCCCACUGAGGGGUCCGGCGCGGCCGUCGGCCUGCUCACCUCUCAUCCGAGCAGCGGGGAUGGCCCACGUCCCACCUGUGGCUGCUGUGACGGGCAUAAGGGUGGAAAGGGGGCGCCCGGGACAGGACAGCACGGGGUGGGCGGGCCGGGCCCAGAGGGGCAAAGUCCCGAGCCUGGACGCCCUUGGCCCUGAGCCGUGGAGCCGCGGUGGCUGGAGGGAAACCAGGCCCCGCCCGCCCGCGACGUUCCUAAUCGCUGAUGCCUGACUCACCCUCACUUCAAAGCCGGGGCCCCAUUCAGCUAUUUAGCCGCUGCACCCUGCCCGCCCGCCCGCCAGUCACUGGUGGGAGCCGGGCCGCUUGCAGCAGGCGCCUCCUCCCAGCCCGUUCCCACGGGCUGUGCCCGCAGCCAUGGCCGUGCAGGUGCCCCUGUGGUACCACUACCUGCAAGCCCUGCGCUCGCGGGCGGCGUCCCGGGCACAGGAGCACCAGCGCGCCGAGGACGUGGUGCUCACCCUGCUGGAGCGGGUGCACGCCCUGGACCCCCGCUUCCUCGUGGACUACUCCCGGGACCUGGAGGCCUUCCAGUUUGCCCUGCGCUCCUCGGAGGGCCCGCUGGACGUGGAGGUGCCCCUGUGGGUGGACGCCGAGGCCCUGGUGAUUGAGGAGAUGGGGGCUGCUGAAGCAGGGGGCGGCCUGGGGUGCUGCCGCCUGGGCCUCCCCAAGGAAGCGGCCGGCGUGGAGCGCUGGAAGGCGGACGACGUCUUCGAGGCCUCCCCGGAGGGCAGCGCCGGGUGCUGUGGCCACAUCGUGCCCAGCAAGGUCCUGCGGGUCCUCAAGGACCUGCUGGUGGCGGCCGUCGUGUACUGCAAGCACCACGGCCUCAUCACGCCAGGCUCCCUGAGCGCAGACAGCCUGAGGGAGGAGCAGCUCGGCCUGUCCCUGCGGGUGUCCAGUGGCUGGAGGACGCUCCACUUCAACGUGGUGCCCGUGGUGCGGAAGAGGCUCAGGGUGCCCGCCCUGGAGGGGGCCCAGCUGGUGCCAGGGUUUCCUGAGGGUGCCCUGCGAGGGAUCGUCCGCCAGGAGGUGGCCCUGGUGCCGGCCGGCGCUGAGCUCUGGAGGGUCUCCACUGACUACCUGCUCACCAGGCUGCUGGGGGCGCUGGGCUCCCUCCAGGGCCACCGCCUAGACAGCCUGUCCAUCCUUGACCGGGUCAACCAUGAGAGCUGGCGGGACGGCGGCCGGAGCCCAGGCCUGACCUUUGGCCACUUGAAGAUGGUGCUGCUGUGGGCUGCCACGCUCUUCCCCGCGCCCGAGGACUGGGCAGAGCUUCAGGGCGCCGUGUACCGCCCCCUGGUGGUGCUGCUCUGCUGCCUGGCCACCAGGAACCUGCCGCACUUCCUGCACCCCGAGCGGAACCUGCUGCAGGACGCGGGCCUGGACCUGGGCGCCCUCUACAAGCGCGUCGAGCGCUUCGCCAGCCAGCCCGAGGCCGCCCUGCGCAUCCACGCCACCCACCUGGGCCGCAGCCCCCCGCCGCGCGUGGGCAGCGGGCUCCGGGCGCUCCUGCAGCUGCCCGCCAGCGAGCCUGCCUACUGGGCCACUGCCUACUUCGAUGUCCUGCUGGACAAGGUGGGCGCAAAGGCUGGGGCCCGGCAGGUGUGGGGUCACGUUUCAGGCCUUCAACAUCCAGGACGAGCAGCGGGUGUCGGCCAUGCAGAGCGUCUUCCUGAAGACCAAGACCCUGGGUGCCGAGGAGCGCUGAGCGGGACACCCGGGUCACUGCCCUCUGCCGGCGGCACCGCCCACAGAGGCUCUGGGAAAGUUUGGAGGAGGGAACGGGCUUCGCCUGGAGUGGAUUUGGGGGUGGAGGGCCUUGUCCCCAGGGCCCACCCGCGCCUGUCCAGGGGCAGCCCCGUGGGCGUCUGAGUGUGCUGGACAGUGGGUCUCGGAGGCCCCGGGGUGAAGGUGCUGUGCACUCCGUGUGUCGAGCCCAACGUGUGAUGUCAUCAAGGCCGAAAGCUGAGAGUCCUCGGGGGACCAGGAGCUCGUCGCACCUGCUGCUCAGGGGGCGGGGCCUUGAAUCUGCCCGAGCACUGCUUGUGCCUACGAGGGCUGGGACUGCCUGCUUUCCAGACACUCGAAGUGGACAAGCUUGUGUGCAUACACCCUUCUCUGUCCCUGUGAACGACCCCUGCCCGCCCCCAGUGCUCACCUGCUCGUUCAUGAGGGAGCCACCCGCAGACCCCCGCCAGCGGCACCGUGGCAGAGGCACCCCUGCCGUGUGCGGGGGCUUCUCCCGGCAGGUGGCGCGCCCAUCCCUGCCCGUCUCAGCUCUCUGCUGUUUCCACCUCCCGUCAGCGCACUGCCGGCAGCCUGUAGCCCCUCCCCCCGCAGGGCUGCCCACCCUCUGGGUGCCCCGGCCAGCAGACAUUCUGCAGUCUUCACUCUGCCUCCGAGCGACGUGACUCCUAAGUUCUGAGCCACAGCCCACGCCCCAGGUUCUGAGAAGGUGGCUGCAAACCCCAGUGAGUCCAUGUGGCAGCCACCUCCCUGGACCUCCUCAGUAAAGUGGUCACAUGCACUCUGCGGAGGGGAUACGUGGGCCUCUCUGAAGGCCUUGGGACCCGGGGCCUGAGCUGACGCUAAUGGGAGGGGACACGGAAUGCCCCCAGGCCCACCCCGCGCCCUGCCGUGAGGCGGGCAGCUGCAGAAGGUGUUAGCUUGGUCCAACCUGAUUCGUGAGGGGUGCGGUGUCCCGGCCCACCCGGUGUCAUUUCAAUGAUGUUGAGGUGGACGCAGGGAGCUGUACUUAGCAGGGGUAAGAGCUACAGCUGCAGGAAAGACCAAGGGGAAGACAUAACCACCGACUGCCACGGCCAAGAGUCCGGCAGAACAUCCCGAAGGCCGGUGUCAGGACUCAGCGCCACCGUCAGAGACCCGGGCUCACAGGAUGACCUCAGCGCAGACGUCAAAAUGAGGCUCUGAGAAUGGGGGCUCCACACACCUGCGGGGCAGGGGGUGUCUGGGAAACCUCUGCACCUUCCUCUCACUUUUGCUGCGAACCUAGAACUGCUCUAGAAAGGGGUCUAAAGACAAAUUAGAAAAUAAAAAUCUCCGUUGGAUCAUGGUGAACGGCAGGGGAUUACAUAAACAGAGCCAGGUCACACGCGGCAAGCCAGGUGCUGCGCUGUGGCUCCCUUCAGCGGGGCCGACGGCACGGCCUUGGGGUCUGGUGCCCACCUAGCGGGGACUGCCCCGUUUUCAACCCCACUAGGGAGGGAGCUCACGGCAGCCUGCGGUCACGUGGGACAGGCGCCGGUGUCGCAUGGCAUUGCCCCAGACUGGCGCUCACCCCCUGCGUGUGCCCCAACGUAAGCCUGAUGGAGCUUCAUCGUCCGAACGACCUGCAGGAAGUCUCGCGGGUUCACUGUGUGGUGACGUCCCGCGAAUAUACCUGGGGGCAGAGGCUUGCAGUUCUGUGCAUGCUUGCUGGGGGCCUUCACUCCAAAGGGCGGGGAAGUGACACUGGGCGAGAUGCGGGUGAGGCCUCUACACUGAAAACUAAGUACAGUUUUUAGAGACCUACAUUAACCUUCAUGAAUGGGAGUUUGUAAUUUUUUAAUGUUUCCAUUCAUCUUGGUACAUUUUUUGUUGUUCAGUCG
This is a messenger RNA of Bubalus bubalis (water buffalo), 3737 nucleotides long. RefSeq names its product mab-21 like 4 (gene MAB21L4). The coding region runs from base 484 to 2001 and encodes 505 amino acids. The record is from RefSeq and is a predicted model, not a curated record. NCBI's taxonomy places the organism in Eukaryota, Metazoa, Chordata, Mammalia, Artiodactyla, Bovidae. The transcript is spliced from 5 exons.